AUGGUUCCCGCGGAGAAAGAGCUCUUGCUGAAGCUUCUCUCUGGAUGGUACUUUACUGCGGGCAUCGAAUACGGACUCUACUUCAGUUCCAUUUAUUCGCGCCUAGUCGAUGAUCUAGGUGCUCAACAAAGCCUUUUUGCCUAUGUUAUUGCUGUAUUUCCACUGGCCGGUGCCCUCCUUGCCACUUUUAUUGGCAAACAUACGGACAAACGCGGCUCCAUCGACCUGACAAUCAUUUUUGGCCUGUUUUCCUCAAUCCUCGGCAAUCUGAUUUACUGCUUCGCCUCGUCCGGACUUUUUGUCAUCCUUGCGAGAUUCGUGGGUGGCAUCGGAAAUGCCAUCGACGGAGCAAUAAUGGGCUUUGCUGGCCGUAUUGUCCAUCCAGAUGACCGUGGCGCUACAUUCGCUCGUCUCCUAGUCGCCAAGCAAGUGGGUACUAUAUCCUGCCCAGCGUGGGUUGCGAUAAGUAAGAAGCUCAUCAAGCCAAUACUGUUCAAAAACGUCUCAAUUAAUGUUAUUUUCGCCUGCAUUAUAACGCUAAUGUGGCUCCUCGUUCUACUUGGGGCUUUCUACGUUUUCUUCGUACGCAAGCUUGCAUCAAAGCCUUCUGAAGCCGUAUCAGCAGCACUAGAAACUACCGCUUCAGUGGAGCCUGAUCCAAGCUCAAAUCUUGUCGACGAAACCACGACGCCUGCAAUCGAAGACGCUGCUUCAAAAAUUCUUCCGAAUUAUAUUAACGAGCCCUUUGUUGUGGCGAAUAUGGCCGUUUUCAGUUCAAUUUUUCUUCAAGCUUCUAAUGAAACCCUCGUAACACCGUUCAAUAAGUCUUAUUUCGGCUGGGGAACCAGCCAAAACGCCUUAGAAUUUAUGAUGAUCGGCUUCUGCGCGCUCAUCGGAUACAUGUUUGCUAAAUAUCUUAUGGCCACUCUAGAAUCAAGGCCAAGAGUGGAUCCAAAGAAAGUUUUUGGUGCUGGGGUUGGCGGAUGUGUAUUCGUCUGCUUUUUCACUGCCGUUGUGUUAGCUCUCGCAAGCUUCCGUGCGACCUGGGUUUACACUUGCAUCGCACUCUCCAUUCUUAUUUUCUGCAUAACUUUUCCUUUAUCAUUGGUUUCAUCGGCUUCUAUAAUUGCCAAAAAUACGCCUGAGGAAUAUCAAAGCUUUACGCAGUCGAUUCGCGUCGCUUCAGAGAAAAUCGCCCAAGUUCUUGCGCCAUUAUGGGUCGGUGGACUCCUUCCAGCCGAAACGAAUGGAUUGAAAGGAGUCUUGAUAAUGGCGCCGUCGAUUUUCUUCUUCAUUUUCACUUCUAGCGCGCUUUGUUCCGUCUGGCAGUAUCUGUAA
Molecule: messenger RNA, 1338 nt
Organism: Oikopleura dioica
Lineage: Eukaryota; Metazoa; Chordata; Appendicularia; Copelata; Oikopleuridae
Source: the annotation of a GenBank genome assembly